Molecule: messenger RNA, 2919 nt
Organism: Colossoma macropomum (tambaqui)
Lineage: Eukaryota; Metazoa; Chordata; Actinopteri; Characiformes; Serrasalmidae
Product: myosin-2 heavy chain-like
Exons: 17
Coding region: 19-2919 (966 amino acids)
Source: RefSeq, a predicted model, not a curated record
AAACAAACAACAGCCAAAAUGCUGCUCUGCUGCUUUUUUCGGCCACGAAUUGUGGACGAUGAACCAAGCGAAGAGCAACAACUUAAAAAAGGAAAGCGUGUUAAGAAAGAGAAGAAAAAGAAGAGAGGAAUGAAGAGGGGAAAACUGGAGGAGCAGUCUGAGAAGCAGGUGGAGGUGAAACAGACAAAAGCUGAAAAGGAGGAGGAAGAAAAGAAGGAAGUGGAGGAGGUGGCAGUAACUGAGGAGCUGAAAGAUGAGGAGACGUCUCUGAAGAAGGAGCAGGUGGAGGAACCUGUCCCAGCAGAUCCACUGGGUUUCAGAGAUGAAUCCAGUGGUGAUGCUGCCAUUGACAUUGAGCUGGUUAGAAAAUGGAUUGAAGAGCUGCUGAUGGACAUUAUGACCGGAUUCACAGAUCAUGAUGACAUCAUGGAUGAGCAGAAAUCCCUCGAUGCUGACUGUAGCAGCUCUGUUGGAGCUCCAGUGGAGGACAAAGAAAUGACAGAAGUGGAGGAGGUGGCAGUAACAGAGGUGACGGUUGAAAAGAAGCAGGAGGUGACAGAGAGGGAGAAAGAUGGGGUGGAGAAAGAGCUAUUGUUGGAGGAGAUCAGUAUGGAGAGAGUGGAGGAAGUGAAGAUGGACCUGGAGAGAGUAACAGAGGAGCUGAAAGAUGAGGAGACGUCUCUGAAGGAGGAGCAGGUGGAGGAACCUGUCCCAGCAGAUCCACUGGGUAUCAGAGAUGAAUCCAGUGAUGACUCUGCCAGUGAAUCUGAGCUGCAGACUACAGCAUGGUGUAAAGACCUGCUGUUGAACACAAUUCUGGCAAACGCUGUGAGCAAACUGGAGGACAAUGAGGCAAAAGCCAGCAGCACUGACUUUAAGAGCAGUGGUGAUGCUCAGCAUCAGAAUUAUGAGUUACUGCUCAUGACAAUGAAGAAGAAAUGGGCCGGAAAAUUCUCAGAAACGAGUGCUGUGAGGAGGCCUCUGGUCCAUCCUCUGACCUCCUGCCUCCACACUGAUGCCCCAGUAGUCCUGCAUCUCCAUCUGAACUCCACAGUGGACUUCACCCUGAAAGAUGAGCUGAAACAGAUGGAUCUGAAGAGGAAGUGGAUGGAACGACUGAGGCAGAGGGAGGAGCUAAAGAAACUGAGUGGCAGUACUGUUAUCAUGCCGACGGAUGUCAGCGACGCUGAGAAAAGUGUUUUCAAGACCACUGCUGCAUGUAAGGCAUCUGAAGAGGAGAUUCAAGAGACUACAGUGUGGUGUAAAGACCUGCUGUUGAACACAAUAUUGGCCAACAGUCUGAGCAAACUGGAGGACAAGGAGGCGAGCACCCACUUUAAGAGCAGUGGUGAUGCUCAGCAUCAGAAUUAUGAGUUACUGCUCAUGACAAUGAAGAAGAAAUGGGCCGGAAAAUUCUCAGAAACGAGUGCUGUGAGGAGGCCUCUGGUCCAUCCUCUGACCUCCUGCCUCCACACUGAUGCCCCAGUAGUCCUGCAUCUCCAUCUGAACUCCACAGUGGACUUCACCCUGAAAGAUGAGCUGAAACAGAUGGAUCUGAAGAGGAAGUGGAUGGAACGACUGAGGCAGAGGGAGGAGCUAAAGAAACUGAGUGGCAGUACUGUUAUCAUGCCGACGGAUGUCAGCGACGCUGAGAAAAGUGUUUUCAAGACCACUGCUGCAUGUAAGGCAUCUGAAGAGGAGAUUCAAGAGACUACAGUGUGGUGUAAAGACCUGCUGUUGAACACAAUAUUGGCCAACAGUCUGAGCAAACUGGAGGACAAGGAGGCGAGCACCCACUUUAAGAGCAGUGGUGAUGCUCAGCAUCAGAAUUAUGAGUUACUGCUCAUGACAAUGAAGAAGAAAUGGGCCGGAAAAUUCUCAGAAACGAGUGCUGUGAGAAGGCCUCUGGUCCAUCCUCUGACCUCCUGCCUCCACACUGAUGCCAAAGUAGACCUGCAUCUCCAUCUGAACCCCACAGUGGACUCCACCCUGAAAGAGGAGGUAAAACAGGUAGGUAUGAAGAGGACGUGGAGGGAACGACUGAGGCAGAGGGAGGAGCUAAAGAAGCUGAGUAGCAGUUCUGAUAAAAGGCCAACGGAUGUCAGCGACACUGAGAAAAGUGCAAAUGCUGUGAGGAAACUGGAGGACAAGGAGGCGAAAGCCAUCAGCACCUACUUUAAGAACAGUGGUGAUGCUCAACAUCAGGACUAUGAGCUGCUGCUGAUGAAAAUGAAGAGGAAAUGGGCCGGAAAAUUCUCAGAAAUGAGUGCUGUGAGAAGGCCUCUGGUCCAUCCUCUGACCUCCUGCCUCCACACUGAUGCCAAAGUAGACCUGCAUCUCCAUCUGAACCCCACAGUGGACUCCACCCUGAAAGAGGAGGUGAAACAGGUAGGUAUGAAGAGGACGUGGAGGGAACGACUGAGGCAGAGGGAGGAGCUAAAGAAGCUGAGUAGCAGUUCUGAUAAAAGGCCAACGGAUGUCAGCGACACUGAGAAAAGUGCUUACAAGACCACUGCUGCAUGCAAGGCAUCUGAAGAGGAGAUUCAAGAGACUACAGUGUGGUGUAAAGACCUGCUGUUGAACAACAUUGUGUCAAACGCUGUGAGGAAACUGGGGGACAGUGAGGCAAAAGCCAUGAGCACCCACUUUAAGAACAGUGGUGAUGCUCAACAUCAGGACUAUGAGCUGCUGCUGAUGAAGCUGAAGAGGAAAUGGGCCAGAAGAUUCUCAGAAAUGAGUGUUCAGUCUCAGCCUCUACAUCCACCACGGACCAACCCUCUUAAUGUACACUCACCAGCGAAGACACAGGAGCAGACGAGCAACAAGAAGAACCUGAUUAAAACCAGCACUUGCUCUCAGGAAGAGGCUCAUGCAAUGAAGAUCCAAAGAAAAUGGAGCAAAAGGCUGACAAAGAUGUAA